This is a messenger RNA of Helobdella robusta, 1923 nucleotides long. RefSeq lists its product as hypothetical. The coding region runs from base 132 to 1664 and encodes 510 amino acids. The transcript has 8 exons. Gene Ontology annotation, biological process: glucose homeostasis; protein phosphorylation; establishment of cell polarity. Gene Ontology annotation, molecular function: protein serine/threonine kinase activity; ATP binding; protein kinase activator activity. NCBI's taxonomy places the organism in Eukaryota, Metazoa, Annelida, Clitellata, Rhynchobdellida, Glossiphoniidae. Gene Ontology annotation, cellular component: cytoplasm. The record is from RefSeq and is a predicted model, not a curated record.
AACAUCAUCGCGCAUAUUUUUGGUGUCUCCUGCCUGACUACGCCGCUUCUUGCUUCUUCAUUCUAUCCUAUCGUCAUCCUCAUUUUCUCAAAAUCUCUAAAUGAAUUUUUUCGGACCUUCUCAUUUAGCUGAUGGGCGAUAAGGGCGGAGUUAUUUUUGGAUUGGGUGACGAUGAAACGACAAGAAUUGAAAUAGAUACAAAAAUCUCAUCUUCAGUUCCUUUCGGUUUUCUGACUGGGGAUCAUUCAAGUUUAGUCUUCAAUCACGUUGACUCCGAUCAAAUUGUAUACAACAGCCAUUUCAAACAACCAAAACUCAUCGGCAAAUAUUUGCUGGGUGAUAUAUUAGGUGAAGGUUCUUAUGGUAAGGUCAAAGAAUGUUUGGAUUCUGAGACCCUAGCAAGGCGGGCCAUUAAAAUCUUUAAUAAAAAAAAGUUGAAAAAAAUUCCAAAUGGUGAAGCUAAUGUUAAAAGAGAACUACGACUAUUGAAACGACUGCACCAUCCAAACAUCAUCGAAAUAUACGACGUACUCAGAAAUGAUGAAAAACAAAAACUCUACAUGGUCAUGGAUUAUUGUGUCAUUGGACUACAGGAAUUGUUGGAAAGCACUUCAGCCAAAAAAUUUCCUAUUUAUCAAGCCCACAAUUACUUCUGCCAGUUGAUAGAAGGACUGAGCUAUCUGCAUGGAAAGGGCAUUAUACACAACGACAUCAAGCCGGGCAACCUUCUACUCACAAACAAUGGGACACUUAAAAUUACUGAUUUAGGUGUCGCUGAAGCCCUUGAUUCCUUUGCCCCCGAUGACACGUGCACCUUGAGCCAGGGCUCACCAGCGUUUCAACCGCCUGAGAUUGCUAAUGGGGAAGAUAAGUUUUCCGGAUACAAAGUUGAUAUUUGGUCGUCUGGUGUUACUCUGUACAAUCUGACCACUGGCAAGUACCCAUUUGAGGGUGAGAACAUUUACAAGCUGUAUGAGAACAUUGGCAAGGGAGUCUACACCAUUCCAACGGGAGUCGAUGAUCUCCUUCAAGAUCUCCUUAAAGGUCGUUUGUUGGCAUUCGAUCCAAAGAGAAGAUUUUCACUGCAGGAAAUUAAAGCGCAUGCGUGGAUGCGCAAGAAACACUCGCGCAUUCUCUACGAGGAAGUGAAGAUUCCACCGAAGCCUGACUCAUCCGACCCCCACAGAGGUAUGACCGUUGUCAACAGCCUCUGCGACCUCUUCGACCUGGCCGAGGAUCCCAACGAAGACUUCAACAACUUUCCAAGCAUCCAGGAGAGGUCGUUGUUAGAGGAGGAAGAGGAGGAGAUGAUGAUGAGGGGGAGGCAGGAUGGAGGUGCUAUUAUGGGGGUGCACAUUGAGGGGGCGGGUGAUCGCAGGUUGGACGGAGGGAAUGGAGUCAAAGACACAUCCGGGUUAUCUCUUGGGAAUGUAAAUGAAAUGAGUUGCUCUCCAACCAAUGGCGGGCGGGCCACAAGUUCAUCUGAAGGAAAGGCAGCCACCAAGAAAUCAACAUCACACAAGUCCAAACCAACUUCAUCAUCGUUAACUACAACAGCCACAACUUCAACAACGCAACCGCAACAACAGCAACAACAACACCAACAACAUCAUCAUAAGAAAUCAAGAACUCGAAGUUCCAGGUUCAAGUGUCGACAGUCCUGAUACAUUUUAUUUGAAAUAUUAUUACUUCAAUAAUUCAAUUGUUACUACAGAACCUUAUUAAUAUUUUUAUUUUAAUUCCUAAUUGAAUGGCGGUUAACAUCAACGUCACCUUUACGAUCAUCAUAUUUUUGUAUUGUUUGUUCAUUAUUUGAAAUAGGUUUCUUCAUCGUCAGCUGCACGGUGGUAGAUUCCACCUUAAAAUAUUCAGCGAUUUGGUCAUUCGAAUGUGUAAAUAUGUUUCAUCAACAUUUUGUCGAUA